This is a messenger RNA of Linepithema humile (Argentine ant), 3320 nucleotides long. The record is from RefSeq and is a predicted model, not a curated record. NCBI's taxonomy places the organism in Eukaryota, Metazoa, Arthropoda, Insecta, Hymenoptera, Formicidae.
CCCCGUGUAUCCACGCGCUCACACGGCUUGCUCAUCUUGUCUCGCCAGGCAUCGCCCAUCGUGGCUCGAUCGCGCCUCAUGGCGUCGUUCGUCAUCGUCCAGCGCUGUUGGCUGCCUCGCGCGUCACACGGCGCACGCGACGCCGUCGUGGCGUAUAUAUCACCCCUUUUCGUCGCGCGCUUCCUGAUUGCCGCGCGCACUGAGAAGCGCUGAGAAUCCGGCGCGUCGCCGUCGCGGCGACGUGAAUAAUCCGGAUGCUCGCUGCUCGCUUGCCCUCGCCGUGCAAUUUCUUUCCUGUCAUAUAAUUGUCGCUUUAUUGAUUUUCUUUUUCUUUAAUUUCGGCGCAUCGCGCCCUACGCGACAAUGCGCACUGUCGAAAUCAUAAUUCGCCCGUAUCGUGCGACAAUAACAUGCAUGAGGAACGCAUCAGGGGAAACAACGUCGUCUCGCGUGUCGAUCUGUAAAGAUAUUUUCAGUUUUAAUGACGAUCGGAACGAUUUGUCUUGUAGGAACGCUUGCAUUUCCGUGAUGUAGGCUUGGCACUUUAGUUAUUUUUCACAAUCACUGGAUAACGAAGGGUAGAAGGUUUAAAGCAAGAUUAUCUUAUAAAUGGAUAUAGUACCUGUAUGAAGAUAAAAUUAUUAAUGAAUAUAAACACUGUCGUAUAAGAUAUUUCGAUCAUGACGAGUAAUAUAGCAACUAUAAAAUUGGAGGAGGGACAAGAAUCUGUCACAGAAAUACAAACUUAUUUGGAGACAUUUAAUAAGGAGAUAGAAGGAGGACAAGGAGAACAGCUCCAACAUGUGCAAUUGCAACAAGUGGAGGGAUUAUCCGGUGGAGAAGAAGGUGGGACAUAUUUUGUUGAUCAAUCUGGUCAGUAUUAUUACCAAGCAAGUAGCGACGAACCACCUGUGAUGACACAGGUGCAAAUACAAGAAAUAGAGGAAAGUGAUGUACAAAAUGAGGGAGAGGUGACUCAAGAUGAACAGUAUCAUGAGAUUGAGGAGCUUGAAAAUGCCGAAGGUGACGAAGAUGGUCAAGGGGCCAACAAUGAGAACAAUCAAGUUGUGAUUAAUUCCGGUGAUGCAUAUCAAACUGUUACUAUUGUACCAUCCGAUACAAAUCCUGGAGAAGUUAGUUAUGUUCUGAUAGUUCAGCAGCCUGAAUCAGAAGAAAAAGAGAGCAGGCCUGCAGAAGGUGAAGUGACAGCGGCAGCAACAGAAGCAACAACAGCAACAGCAGAUGGAGAGGAGGCAGAAGGUGAACAAGAUCUGACUGUGUAUGACUUUGAAGAUAAUGAAGACAACGAAGCUCCAGCCGAAUCUGAGGCAGAGGAUGAUAAGGCUAAAGUCAUUAAGUUUCUUCCAAAGAAAUCUCAAACUGUGACACAGGCCCAUAUGUGUAACUACUGCAACUACACUAGCCCAAAGCGGUAUCUUUUAUCACGGCAUAUGAAGUCUCACUCGGAAGAAAGACCACAUAAAUGUAGUGUUUGUGAGAGGGGAUUUAAAACUCUGGCUUCUCUUCAGAAUCAUGUCAACACACAUACUGGGACCAAGCCUCAUCAUUGUAAAUUUUGUGACAGUGCAUUUACAACAUCUGGUGAACUUGUAAGACAUGUUCGGUACAGACACACUCAUGAAAAACCGCACAAAUGCCAUGAAUGUGAUUAUGCGUCUGUCGAACUAUCAAAACUGAAGAGACAUAUUAGAUGUCAUACAGGCGAACGACCCUAUCAGUGUCCACACUGUACAUAUGCAAGCCCGGAUACAUUUAAAUUGAAACGUCAUCUUCGCAUUCACACUGGCGAGAAACCAUAUGAGUGUGAUUUUUGUCAAGCGAGGUUUACACAAUCCAAUAGCUUGAAAGCACAUAAAUUAAUACAUAAUGUAGGCGAUAAACCAGUAUUUCAAUGUGAAUUGUGUCCAGCCACAUGUGGUAGGAAAACUGAUCUCAGAAUCCACGUGCAAAAGUUACAUACUUCUGAUAAGCCCCUAAAAUGUAAACGUUGUGGAAAAACAUUCCCGGAUAGAUAUAGCUAUAAGUUGCAUAGCAAAACCCACGAAGGGGAGAAGUGUUACAAGUGUGAUUUAUGUCCAUAUGCGUCCAUAUCGGCCCGUCAUUUGGAAAGUCACAUGCUCAUCCAUACUGAUCAGAAGCCGUACCAAUGCGAUCACUGCUUUCAGUCAUUUAGGCAGAAACAACUACUCAAACGUCAUUGCAAUCUUUAUCAUAAUCCUACCUACGUCCCGCCACCACCACAAGAAAAAACGCAUCAAUGUCCAGAAUGUGAAAGAGCAUUUAGACAUAAAGGAAAUCUCAUCCGACAUAUGGCUGUUCACGAUCCAGAAUCGUCUCUACAAGAAAAACAACAAGCUCUUAAAAUUGGCAGACAGAAAAAGAUUCAAAUCAUCGACGGUCAACGUGUUGAAGUGAUGACAGGUGAUUUAGCUAAUAAACUUAAAGGUUACGACGAUGAAGAAGAAGAAGAAGACGAAGACGAUAUGAUGGCAGUACAAGGCAGUGAUGGCCAGCAAUACGUCGUACUAGAAGUGAUACAAUUAGCUGACAAUCAAGGAACUGAUCAGAUGGCUGUGGUUGCAAACGAAGAUGGAGAGUUGGUAAUGCAAGACCCACUGAGUCAAGAAAGUGGUAUGGUGACUGGAACAGGAGAGGAAGUUGAUGAUGUCGAAGAGGAAGAUAUGGAGAUGCAAGACUUAAAGAUAGAAUCCGUUACUGUUACUCCUACUAAAUCCUCGGCACAAAACACACAAAAUGAUCCAAAAUUACAGAAGGAAAUGGAGACUUGUUUUGGAUUUGAUGAAGAGGAAGAGGAAGAAGAAAGCGGUAGUAAUAUAAAUAUGUUGUAACAACAAUUCGUAAUAAUAUACAUAAUUAAUAUACAUAAUUAAUAAUAUACAUAAGAAAAGAAACGUACCUACUUAAUAGUCUAAUGUUUUACUUUUGUGUCCCAGUGUUAGUGUAUAUUACAAAUACUAAACAAAAAAAAAUGAUUAAAAAAUCGAAAAAAACUGUUUACCGUGUACAGAAAAACGGAGUGCAGUGUAUUACUAUCUAAAAAUACUUUACACAUAGUUUUUGGAGAGUGGAGAAGAGAGAAAGAGAGAACUAUUUUUUGGGACUGUAAUUUGGUCCACAUAUGGUACAAUUGUACCAUUAGUGCAUUAGAUACAUGUAAUAAUUUAUGACAAAAAUAUUGUUCCCUAUUCAGACAAAAAUAUUGUAGAUCUAGUUAAAUAUCAAGUAAGUGUAUUGUAAAAUAUUUACAUUAUCAUUUGCAUUAUUAUUCAUGUUGUCAA